AUGAGGAUAAUUCCCAAGUCCGAGGAUGAUUACCGCAGGAUUACUCGACUCUUUAGGGAGGAAGAGGUGCCCCACCAGACUUUCUCUCUACCCUCGAAGAGGAGCAUUCAUGCUGUACUCAGAGGAGUACCUGCGACACUCUCAGAAACGGAGAUCAAGGAAGAGUUGCAACAGAGGAGAUAUCCCCCCCUGCACAUAAUUCGCCUUAAACGCGGUGGCGGCGUGCCCAUGCCUUUGGUGGUAGUCAUACUGCCCAAGAUCUCAGCAGCUGUUCAACGAACAUGA
Messenger RNA from Acanthoscelides obtectus, 285 nucleotides. NCBI's taxonomy places the organism in Eukaryota, Metazoa, Arthropoda, Insecta, Coleoptera, Chrysomelidae. The record is from the annotation of a GenBank genome assembly.